AUGCACAAGGACCUCAAGGCAUGGACACGGGCUUGCAUCGCCUGUCAACGGAGCAAGAUCCAGCGGCACAACAAGGCCCCCAUUGGCACCUUCCCUGGCCCUGGCGCAAGGUUCAGCCACGUUCACCUGGACAUUGAAGGCCUCCUGCCUCUGUCCAAUGGUUGUUCCUAUUUCCUCACCUGUGUGGAUCGGUUCACUCGGUGGCCUGAAGCAAUUCCCCUGCCUAACAUUGCUGCUCCAACGGUGGUCAAGGCUUUUCUCAGCCGUUGGGUUGCUAUCUUUGGUGCACCCUCCACAAUCACGACUGACCGUGGUGCCCAAUUUGCGUCCAACCUCUUCCAGUCAUUACUCUCCUUUUUAGGCUGUACCCGCAUCCGGACGACAGCCUAUCACCCGGCUGCUAACGGGAUGGUCGAGCGAUUUCACCGCCAGCUGAAGGCCUCCCUACGCGCCGCGGCCGAUCCGGAGAACCGGACGGACCACCUUCCACUGGUCCUCUUGGGCAUCCUCUUCGCUCUGAAGCCGGACCGUGAUUGUUCCGCAGCUGAACUGGUGUUCGGCUCCACCGUCCGACUCCCCGGUGAAAAGAUCUCGCCAACCCCUCAAGGUGCAGUUGAGGAUCCCACCAACCUCCUGCAUCGCCUCCGGCAGUUUAUGCGGACACUUUCUCCGGUUCCUCCCAGGUCCUCCGACUCUCCGUCUUAUCUCGAGAAGGACUUGGCAACGUGCUCUCACGUCUAUCUCCGAUGUGAUCGAGUCCGCCGGCCUCUGGAACCGCCCUAUGACGGCCCAUUUCGGGUGCUCUCUCGCGGACCGAAGACUUUCCGCAUUCAGCGCGACAAUCGUGAAGAGGUCGUGAGUGUGGACCGUCUCGAAGCUGCCGCCCCGGAUACUCCUCCGGAUGAGCUCUGUGGUCUCCUACCCCCUGCUCCGCCUCCCGGACCCUCUAUUCCACCGUCCCGUAUACUUCAUCUGCCCUCAUGUCCACAACCCCCAAAUGCAACUACCCCUUCAUCAACAAACAACACUGUAACCGCGAGCCAUACUCACUCUACACCUCUGCCCCCUGUAUAUAUCACCCGUAAUGGACGCCAUGUUCACUUUCCUGACCGUUUGAUUACUCAUGUUUUUUAGACACCAACAACUCCUUCGGCGCCGCUACGCGCCACUUUCGGUCUAGUCGGGGGGGGGGGGGGUACUGUGACAGUUCGCGUCUACUCGCUCUUCGCCCUUGUCACGCUGCCCUCCUGUCCGCCUCACACUCCUUGACGAUGCGCUGCUGGGAUGCGCGAGUGCUCGAAGCCAAUCAACGCUGUCCCCACUCUGAUUGGCUGGCGGACGUAGAGACAACGAAGGGCGCACACACGCGCUCACAACACCUCGAAGGCGGACACAGACAACAGCUUGCUUGGAGCGCGCUCUCGGCGACUGCCUACAGAGCCCUUGUGUACGCACUUCCUCAGGCAGUAAAGGUUGUCCAACUCAAACCGUCUUCCCUGACUUUUGAUUGGGAAUCUUUAUCUUGUCGACCACUCGACUUUCGACAACACCUCCAUUACAGAACCAUGUAGAUCACGUUUACCAUCCAGCGGCAUGAUAAAUCUCGUUGCGGAUUCCACAAGGCUGUCAGCGUUACCAGUGGGAUAGAAGUUGCUGAGCUUAUGUCCAGACAACCGAUGUUCCACUGUGGGUGUCAACAUGGAUUCGGGGCAUAACCUCCUCGAAACAACUGCUGGCCAUUGACACGGGACCUUCAUUUGUCAUCUAAUAGUGCUGUGAUCGGAUGACAACAAUGAAUGCGACAGAAGAAAACGAGAUCUCUGUUCUUGACGUGUGCAGAUAGAAAAAAAUACCAGCUUAAAUAAGAGACGAUUUAAACAGUCGCGAUUAACAGUGUCAUUCAGGGCAACAGAGACUGACUGUUGUAGACUGACAGUUUGUGCUCUUCCAACAGGUCUUUAUUGUUCAACGUUCUGCCGCGUCAUGGUCGUACAUAUUUCGUUCGCAAACAUUCGCAGUCACACCGAUCUCAGAGUCUCACUAACUGCGACGUACGCCUUCGCGCGCGUUCAACUAGCAACAACCGAAACUGCUUCAUUUAUCGCAGUACGCCGCCUGGGAAGGAAGCCUUUUUACUUUCCCCCAUGGACGUUUAAAGGCAGUCGGCAUCGUAGGUACACAAUCGGAGUCAGCAAACAAUCUCAUGAAAUGUCAGCAGAAAUUUCGAAAUACCUUUUCGAUUUGGAAGGAUGACUAGAGUGUGAUUGUGAUUAUACUCAAAUAAUAUGCAUAAUCGACAUGGAUUUCUGAUACCUUUAAAUAUUCAAAAAUAUUUUACUAAAACAUGUAAAAAAACAGUAAAACAGUGUGAAAACUAUCUUACUGUAAGAUUUAUUGCGCACGUGAAAUAUUCAUUCGAAUAACAUCGUAUCUAUUUGUUUAAUAAUGCUCUUCAUUAAGUGUAUAACAUAGUCAGAAUCCGUUGAGACAUCUCAUGAGAACAAUAUGCUUUCGUGUUAACGGCAUUCGGAAUGUACCAAACCUUUAGACUGAAGACAUUAAACGAAAAUGCGACGGUAGAUAAAGAUCAAAAUUGUGAGAAGACUGAAAACCGUUUUAAAACCAAAAGACACGCUUUUUACGAAUAUGCAUUUUGAGAAGACAUGAUUUGCUACCAAAUAAAUGCAAGAAAUGGCACUUCUAUGGAGGUUUUCUGUACAAUAUAUCUGCAUUUGCAGGGGAAUCGAAAGUCGAUGGAGAAAAUACAUAAUGUUUCAAUGGCCUUUUUCCCCGAGUGCGGCUGAAUCCCGGCGUGCCAGAAGGGUUGCGGGGUUACGUCACAAAAUAGCCGCUAUUACAGCACCACUCAUGUAGUCCAUCCCGGUCGAAAAGACAUUUCUGAAUUGCGGCUAUUAUUUCAUGAGAUUGCACGGAUAUUCUCUAUCAGACGUAGCUGGACACUGUCGUCACACCCCAGCCUCGUCUGCUGAAAGCGACUUGGCCAGGUAUUUGUGACGCCUAAGGCGCAAUCUUGAUAAAUGCACAAUUGCGAACAAGCCCUUAAAACUGGCCGUGCGAUAGAUGCCUCGGACGUUCCAGCCACCAACGUCCUCCUCCGUUCUUCCUAACUCUGUCAUGAAGCCAAGUCCAUGUGUAGAGGAGAGAAAAUGCGGUAGCUGCUGUGCAAGUCUACUAUCACCAUGCACUGAUUCACGUGCAAGUCACCAUCCCUGACAUCCACCGACUGUGGAGCACGUGCUAGACAUAGUUGAGAACGAUGGUCAAAUUUUUGUUGCGCAUAAGUACUCCAAAAACCCCAACGAUUAUCGGCCUAACUGGCAGGUACUAUUUGAAGUUCGCUUGUACAGUCUGGGUGAUGAUUCGGCUAGGUAAUGUCCAAAGGGGCGGAAUAAAAGCGCACAUACAGUGCGUGACCGAUCUCGUGCAAUGUCGACCAAAAUUCUGGAAUGCGUUUCCGAUUAGAAAGGAUUACAUAAGUGUGAUUGUUAUACUGAUUAUCACGCAACCUAACCCUAAAAGAUUUCGGAAUUGCCAGGAUGUCGGCUUUUGAAUGCAGUUCAUUUUGACCUCCUACAGAAAUCACGCUCAGUAAAAAAUGACUUCUGAAGCAGCAUGUAUUUUUCUAUUGGUUUACGAUAAUCUUAUAAAUUUAAAUGUGUUUUGCAGAAAAAAUGCACAAAAUAUGCUCUUUUUGCUAAUUUGGAAUAAAAUGAGUUUGCCUUCACAUUUUAUCCCUGAAGAAAGUGUGUAAUUAGGUUUCAAAAAUUUUCCUGAUUUCCGAAUAACUUCUAGCCUGGUCUACCAUUGCAUUAGCGUUUGGCGAUUUCAGCCUACAAGGCGCAUGCUUCCGCUUAAGGAAAAUCAUAUAUUCCUAUAUGCCUAUAAGAAGAAAUCACAUGGAGAUCGUGAAAUCUUGCAACGGAUCCGCACUGCGUUGUACAUUUCAUGAGGAGCAUUUGUAAACGGACGUGUGCGGUCUUGCAUGCAUGGGCAUCGCACGGUUCUAAAAAUCUCAUAAUUGGAAACUUUUUUAAAACCGAAAUACACACUUUCUGUGGGCAUAAAAUAUAAAGACUAUGUAAUUUCCUAACAAAUCAAGCAAAGAAAGCGUAUUUUUUGCAUGUCCUCCAUAAAAUAUAUUUUAAUUUAUAAGGCAAUCGAAAAUAAGUGGGAGAAAUGCAUGCUACUUAAGUAGUCCUUUAAUACCGAGUGUGGUUUCUGCACAGAUCAAAACGGAGCGCACUCAAAAACCGACAUCCUGUCGAUUCCGAAAUGUUAUAGGGUUAUGUUGCGUGAUAAUCAGUCUACCAUCCCCACUUAAGUAAUCCUUUCUAAUCAGAAACGCAUUCCAGAAUUUGGAUAACAUUUCAUGAGAUCGGUCUCGCACUGUACAUUAAUAUGCCACUUUGCGUCAUUCGUCUCAUAACGACAUAAUAACCGGAUGCAACUAUAAUAAGUACUGCAUUUUCCAUCUGAUUUUGUUUUUUGAUCCAUUUACUCUGGGACGUAUUCUUUUGAAAUUUUUCUUUUGCACAUAAUUGUCCCGUUUAAAAGCGCUCAGUCACUUCAAAUAGGCGUUUCGCUAUAGCUGUGCCUGUUCUACCUGUUAUUCACGAUUGUAAAUUUUUUUCGUUUUUCCUCGGAUUUUCUCUCAGCUAAGGCUGCCCUUGAAAUUUUUUGGUGGCAGGGAAGACAGCGAGGAGACAAUAACAGGUCUGGGAAUGAUGCUUUUUGGAGUUUCUGUGAUAUUUUAAAUAACAGAUGGCAAAACACAAAAUGGUCGUUUUUGAAUACCAAUUUCAGUUAAACGCGUCCUUGUUUAAUUAGGAUUUAAGUAAUCACAAAAUGAACCAUAUGAAGAAAACGCCUACUUUAAUGCACCAGAAAGGUAGUAACGCACUCUGGAGUACAAAUGUCGCCACAAUGUUUGGAGACAACUGUUGAAAGAGGUUUAAUAAGAAGAGGCCUGUUGUUCCUUAUAGAGCAACCAUUUUGUCCCAAUUUCUGGACUUUGCCACGUAAGACACGCAGUCAAACAGUGUUUUACAAUAUGAUUGAGUUCUUAGUUUCGAAACUGGCUUCCAAACUCCUAGGACUUUUGAUGUAGACACUCCAUUGUUUACCAACGGCUGUCUGCUGUAGUCGACCUACGACCUUCCGGUAGACGGAAGUUAAGGAUCUACAUAGAAGAUCAUAAAGCAACAGUCAUGACAUUUUAAGGAUCCAAGCUCUGUUUUAAUGGGUUCGUCGGGGCUUCCUCAUGGCCAUACUAAUCUGUAUAAUACUCAGAAAAUAUGCGUUUUGUCGACCUUCUUUGAUUCGAUCUGCUCAUUGACUCUUUUCUUUGUAUACGAACAGUGCUAAAUAAUUUUCUUAAUAACGAACGUAUUUUAUUUUUCUCCACGCAAAUCAGUACAUAUUUAUCCACUUUCUCUAUGCUUAUGAUAAUCUGGAGGUUUCCAAAUAGUAGUCAUUUAAAAUACCUGGGGCUGAACUACCAGUUGGAUGAUCAACCGGCACCUUGAAGGUCCGGGUGCUGUUUGGGCAAGCACCAACUAAGCCAAAAGAAUAAGAGGAAUAAAAAAUAUCUGACGAACGCGCGUUUCCUGGAGAUCGUUGUCACGUAAAGCCAGCCGACACCCUAAUUAGGCAGGCUGAAACUAAAAGUUCUAAUCCUACUUCCGCAAAACAUUCAGUAAAACAACAAAGUCAAGGUCACAGAAGUUGGAUUAAGAUAAAGCCCACCUACACAGCCCUCGCGCAAAAUGGAAGUAAGAAAGCGAGACGUCGCAAGAGGUCAGCUCGCGAGCCUCAUCCGUCAGACUGGACGGAUUUUUGCGCCAAACGGUCAAUGAAGGCGAGAUUUAUGAAAUGUAAAGCGAAAACUUUAAAUGUGUUUGCAAACGAAAAAGACUAAUUAACUGAGGUCUGACGAGCAGUGUCUUAAGCCAAUGUGAUGCACUUUGGUUCAGAUAUGCAAUCGCAACCGCUCGGAGAGAUAGAUGCGACUGAUGCAGAUAAGAUCCAUCUUAAUCUAACCUUUAUUUCUCCAUAAAACCUUACGAUAAUCGAUUCCUCUCCUCAGGUUUUGCGCAUAAAACAGUGUAUCCUACUUUAGGGUUAUGAGAUAUCGUAAAAGUAGCAUACGUACUCCCUAAACGCCCAGACACGCCUGUUUCGCCGAUAUUCUGCCGCUGCAUGGCACAACUGCGAGGGGUUCGGCUCUUCAGUUUAUCCCCAUGCACUCCCCAUCUACUUUCCAGUAGAUACUUCAGUUUUUCACGAAUGAAGGCGAAAUUUCGAGUUCUAGGUGCAUGUAUAAGUGAAGAAGAAGAGUCGAGCACCGUAACACUGUGUUUAUUGUCCUGAGCUUUCAGGCUCGUAAAGGAGUCCAUCGUGAGAGGUAGUUGCGGAAACAGAACAAGCGACAGUUAUAAUGCACGCAGGCCAAUCAUCGACCUACGGCGCAAGACUGGAGGUGACUGCGCAGGGCUUUGCAUGCCGGCGGCAGAUCGAUAAAUCGAUUGACCGUGCUCUCACCCAAGGCUCAGGCUUCAAUCAAUUCUCGGCCUGUUUUAUUUCCGGCGUGGGCGACUAUUUUGGUGGAUGAGAAGUCAAACUCGUCGCCCGUUUCGUAGGUGUGGGCGGCCACUUGCGAUGAUACGUCGCCUCGUCGCACAGCCAGCUUAUGUUCGUGUGUGCGCGAUCCGAACAUCCGCUCAGUCCGUCCUGUGUAUUUACAAGGCCAAUUUCGACACGGAAUGCGAUACACUACUCCAGAUUGCUGAUCAGGUUUUAACCGGUCUCGGAUUUUCAUGACCCUAUUGCGCAUGGUGGCUUUGGGGCGGUGUGCAAUUCCAACACCUAGCUCCGCAGCAAUGCGCUCGGUCACUUCUGUUGCUGCCACUACCUCUGACGAUGGACUCCUGUACGAGUCUGAAAGCUCAGGAGAAUAAACAAAGUGUUCCGGUGCUUGACUCUUCUUCUUCUUCUUCUUCACAUAUAGAUACUCCGGUUUACGAAUUGCUGCUUCUUAAUCUCCUCAGAAAUUAACUGCAUAAUUGGAGUAGAUCAGUAUAUACUUAGGUCGACAACGGUAGGAUGAAGGACACCAAUCAGCUGCCGGUUGGCCGUGGAUCGUGAGCCGAUGUAUGCAUUUGUGAAAUCUAGGUGAGGACUGGCAGUUUUACCAAAGGCUGGGGCAAAAAAACGGAGAUCGAUCGAGGAUGAAUUGAAAGAUAGGAGAAAUGGAUGCUAGUGGAUAGGUUCAGUUGUUCGAUGUUCGGAAACUCAUUCAAGAUGGGCGACAUGGAAUAUCCGGCGGCAUACCCUAUAUGCACACAUUCGUCACUUUCCUCGGAAGUAUCGCUUUGGCCACCGACCGUCUUCUGUGUUUUCCUGCGUUUCGUCGGCUUACUGUCCAGCGUGCUGCUCCAUCCGUUACCCCCUCCCACUCCACCGCCAUUCUCGUAUGGCACGAUGCACAGUACGUUGUUGAGAUCACGACCGGCCACUGGUCGUGGAAUAAACGCCUGACAGGUGACGGGGUAACUUGAUCCUCCUCCGUGUUAGAGGAGGCCGACCUAACCGACUCAUUCGCAUGCCGCUCAAACGACGCACGCACAUCGUGUCCUAUCCAUCCGCCCACACAGCGUGAGCGUGUUGAGAUCGCGCCAGCCACCGGCAGGAUUGGAGGGGAGCCCAGCCACUCCGCUGAGUCAGAGGUCCAGUCGACACGCUAAAAACUCAAGGCCACGAUCUAAUUGGCUCAAUUCUGGGCGUGCCUUGGACAUUUCUGUGUGAACCUUUUAUCGCCGGGUCUUUGCUGUUAGGAACCAGCAGCAGACUUUCUUCUUCUUCUUCUUCUUCUUCUUCUUCUUCUUCUUCUUCUUCUUCUUCUUCUUCUUCUCCUUCGUCUUCUUCUUCAGAUGAGUCAGGAAGCUACGCUACCGUUGUCCGUACGUCUACUGUCGCAGACCUCGGGCAAAAUAGCACAAAGGCAACCGGCACCAUAG
This is a messenger RNA of Spirometra erinaceieuropaei, 8036 nucleotides long. The record is from the annotation of a GenBank genome assembly. NCBI's taxonomy places the organism in Eukaryota, Metazoa, Platyhelminthes, Cestoda, Diphyllobothriidea, Diphyllobothriidae.